AUGUCAGUAUUGGAUUUUAAGCCUGAAAUUUGGACCUGCUCGGCAAAUGAAGCUUUGAAAAUCUCACUGGUGAGUGAGAAUGCCAUUCAGUUCCCACCGGCAUUUACAUAUCCCAUCUAUGGUGACGCUGAACAAAUAUUUGGUUAUAAAGAUUUGAUUAUUCAUUUGGUUUUUGACUCAGUGACGUUCAAACCAUUUGUCAAUGUCAAGUAUUCAGAUAAAUUGAAAGAUGAUGCAGAGGAUGUAGAGCGCAAACUAUUGAACUUCCUUCCUAAGGGAGAUGUAAUAACAAAAGACGAGGCCAAAUGGGUGGAUGCUUUUCAUGAGGAGCAACAGAGUUUUUCUUUACCCUCAGACGAGUUCAAGGUAUCAGAGUAUGAAAAUGAAGGAACCCAAUUUGUCGUAUACAAGCAAAGCAUAAAAGAAGAUUUUACUAAGAAGUUACAUCGCCGAGUACAAAUCUUUACACUUUUGUUCAUCGAGGCAGCUUCUUAUAUUGAUGAAACUGAUGAUAACUGGGAAAUUUAUUGGGUUUUCAAUAACGACACAAAACAAUGCAUAGGUUUCGUCACUACCUAUAAAUAUUGGAAAUAUUUAGGAGCCGCUCAGUUUGAUGAUUCCGAAGAUAUUAAAUUCAGGGCUAAGAUAUCCCAAUUCCUCAUUUUUCCACCUUACCAACACAAAGGCCACGGAUCAUUACUGUACAAGACUUUAGUAGACUCUUGGCAUCAAAACGAUGAUAUUUUAGAGAUUACAGUGGAAGACCCAAAUGAAAGCUUUGAUGAUUUAAGAGAUCGCAAUGAUCUGGAAAGAUUGUAUAAGGAAAAAUUUUUUGAUCUAGUCCCAGAACAAGGUGAAAUAUCAGAACAAUGGAUUGAGGCCGAACGUAGAAAGUAUAAAUUGGAGAAAAGACAAUUUCAUCGUCUGAUUGAAAUGAUACUGGCAUACAAAAAUUCAGAAAACUACCGGUUGCAGGUCAAAAAGCGGUUAUAUACUAAAAAUUUUGACGCACUAUAUGACAUGGGGGAAGAUGAUCGGAAAGACGCCUUGCAGAAAUCUUUCAUACUUCUUUCUGACGACUACAAGCGUAUAAUAUCCUCAUGCAGUUUCUUGAAACACGGUUUAGAAUCACCCUCUGACGGGCAAGACACCAAGAAGCCGAAGAGAGUUUAA
Zygosaccharomyces rouxii is the source of this 1173-nucleotide messenger RNA. RefSeq names its product histone acetyltransferase catalytic subunit HAT1 (gene HAT1). Gene Ontology annotation, molecular function: histone H4 acetyltransferase activity; histone binding. NCBI's taxonomy places the organism in Eukaryota, Fungi, Ascomycota, Saccharomycetes, Saccharomycetales, Saccharomycetaceae. The record is from RefSeq and is a predicted model, not a curated record. The transcript has a single exon. Gene Ontology annotation, biological process: subtelomeric heterochromatin formation. Bases 1 to 1173 code for a protein of 390 amino acids. Gene Ontology annotation, cellular component: nucleus.